AUGGCUAGAAGCGACGUGCGAAACACCAUUGCGUUUACUGAAGUAGACGAGACCAACAAUCCCACAGCAACCUAUGUCUAUUCCGAAACUCAAGAACAUCCCAACAAUCCACAUGAGAAGAGUCUCAACAAAUGGGGGAGGGUCGAUGUGAUGGACUCCCUCCAGGCAUUCUGCAGCUCCAUUGCCGGUCUCUUAUCCUCCAGAGCCGUACUCCAAGGUGUAGGCGUCGGCAAUGCCAACGCCUCUCCAACCUCCGCUCUCCUCCUGCACAUCCUGCAGGACUCCUCCGGCCGGAUCGCCACGAUCCUCUUCGCACAUCGCGUCGGGACGGCCCUCGAGCCCGAAUGCAAGAUGUACCGCCUCGCGGCCGAUGUGUUCAACGACGUCGCCAUGGUCCUGGAUUGCCUGUCGCCCAUGAUCCCCGCGGGAGUUGGCCGAGUCGGCGUACUGAGUGCUGCGGGCGUGCUGCGCGCUCUGUGCGGUGUUGCCGGGGGCAGUUCCAAGGCGAGUCUCAGUGCCCAUUUUGCUCGUGGGGGGAACCUCGCUGAAGUCAAUGCUAAAGACUCGUCGCAAGAGACGAUCAUCUCCCUGAUUGGGAUGCUGGUCGGCUCCUUCGUCGUGUCCCAAGUCACAAGCUUCGCAGCCACCUGGGCCAGCCUCCUGUUCCUGCUCACCGUCCACCUGGGCAUGAACUACGCCGCCGUGCGCGCUGUCCAGAUGACCAGUCUCAACAGACAGCGCGCCAACAUCGUCUUUUCCACCUUGCUCGAGUCAGACCCAGCUCUGGAUCUCCAUAGCCUCGGUCUUAGCAGGGAAAUCUACCAUCCAAUCCCACCGUCCGGCCAGCAAACUUGCCUGACAACGUCAAGGUCACCGCUUACACCCGCCGAUGUCUCCGAACAAGAAAGGAUCUUCGAACCCGACGGGGUCCUAAAGUGGACGUCAGCUUCCACGCAAUGCCACAAACUCGGGUACUGCCAGAUCGGCAUCUCCCUCGACCGAUUCCUCCGUCUGUCGUCGACGAGCACCAGCACAAAGCUACGAACAUCACCGAGCCUCAGAACCACGGUUCCAAUGCCAGAACUCUCCACUCUCUUCGCAAAUGAGGAUUAUAUCCUUUACCUGGUGCGGCGCGGAGCGCACGGCCCCGUCUGGUACGCCAGUCUCGUCCUGAAGAACACCUGCUCCGCCAGAUCGCAGCUGAAGGCCUGGACGCACGCAUUGCUUGCUGCGCGCGUGUUGUAUAUCUCCUCGUCUGAGGAAGGAGAUCGGCAGAUCUUGGAUGUGAUAGCGCGCACUCUGGACUUCCUCAAUCGCCACGCGAGGUUCGAGCGAUAUCUGCAGAGUCUUGAGGAGGCGGGCUGGGAUUUGACUAUAGCGGCUUUGGAGACAAGGACUAGGCGGAGGAUUGUGGUUGAUAACCACCAGUAG
Aspergillus udagawae is the source of this 1431-nucleotide messenger RNA. Its product is annotated as RUS1 family protein. Lineage: Eukaryota; Fungi; Ascomycota; Eurotiomycetes; Eurotiales; Aspergillaceae. The record is from RefSeq and is a predicted model, not a curated record. Bases 1 to 1431 code for a protein of 476 amino acids. The transcript has 4 exons.